Messenger RNA from Haplochromis burtoni (Burton's mouthbrooder), 3301 nucleotides. RefSeq names its product eukaryotic translation initiation factor 5 (gene eif5). Gene Ontology annotation, cellular component: cytosol. Lineage: Eukaryota; Metazoa; Chordata; Actinopteri; Cichliformes; Cichlidae. Gene Ontology annotation, biological process: translational initiation; formation of translation preinitiation complex; formation of cytoplasmic translation initiation complex. Gene Ontology annotation, molecular function: GDP-dissociation inhibitor activity; eukaryotic initiation factor eIF2 binding; translation initiation factor activity. The record is from RefSeq and is a predicted model, not a curated record. Bases 700 to 1998 code for a protein of 432 amino acids. The transcript has 12 exons.
AUUUCAUCACAUUUACAUGGUCUCAUCCUAACGACGAUUUCACAGCGAUGACUGUAAUUUUACAAAGAAAUAGCUGCUAGCUACCACCGAGGACAAUUUUAAUCACGUUAUCUUCCGUCAACCGCGUUGAUUGAACUUGGCUAAUAACUGCGUUAGCUGUGUGACGUCCACUCGUUUCAUUUUAACGCAUGGGAUCUGACUAUUUACUGGCCCUCAAGCUACUGUUUUCGCAUCGGAUAAUGCUAACAAUGAAGGUCAAUUUGAAGGUCCCCAAAGCCCGAGGACGUUCCAGAUAACCUCCUUCUGCCUUUGAGGAAGAGCAGCCGCACUUUGGAUAUUUAUGGUCUUUAACUGUGCCUCUUUGAGAGCAUCAAAAUCAUUAAGAAACCCUGUUGCAGUCAAUAACAUCAACCAGCACCAGGCAUCGACCACCGUUCACUGCGGCUCUUGGAAGAUCAGCGUUGUGUUUAUGUCUUUGUUUUGCGAAAACGAGCUGUUGCGCAGCCGUUGGAACCUGUGUGGUGGAAAUCUAGACUUCAAGCAAGGAGCUUGCAGCCACAGCGGCACAGCGUUUUUCAUGUCAGAGACCGAGCACGCUUGCAGUCGUUUAUGUCAUCCCCUCUUUUCCAGACAGAAGAUCCCGAAAAAUCCCCAACCAAGAUCCUUUUAUCUUACUGAUAGUGCUAACAUCCAGCCAAAAUGUCUGUCAACGUCAACCGCAGCGUGUCAGACCAGUUCUAUCGCUACAAGAUGCCCCGUCUGAUUGCCAAGGUUGAAGGCAAAGGGAAUGGAAUCAAGACGGUCAUUGUCAACAUGGUUGAUGUUGCAAAGGCUCUGAACAGGCCUCCAACAUACCCGACCAAGUUUUUUGGUUGUGAACUCGGCGCUCAGACCCAGUUUGAUACCAAAAACGAUCGUUACAUCGUCAACGGAUCCCACGAGGCGAACAAGUUGCAGGACAUGCUUGAUGGGUUCAUCAGAAAAUUUGUGCUGUGUGCCGAGUGUGACAACCCUGAAACUGAUCUGCAUGUCAAUCCCAAGAAACAAACUAUUGGUACUUCCUGUAAGGCCUGUGGAUACCGUGGCAUGCUAGACACCAGACACAAACUCUGCACAUUCAUCCUCAAAAACCCACCUGAGAGCAAUGAUAGUGGAUCUGCAUCUGUGAAGAAAGAGAAGGAGAAGAAGAACCGCAAGAAGGACAAGGAGAACGGCUCUGGCAGUGGCGAGGCUGGAAACCAUGACAACUUUGAUGCUCCCGAGGCUGUGGAUCGAGAUGACGAUGAUGAAGACUGGGCAGAGGAGACUACAGAGGAGGCACAGAGGCGGCGAAUGGAGGAGAUCAGCGAUCACGCCAAGAACCUGACGCUCAGCGAGGACCUGGAGAAACCCCUGGAGGAUAGGGUCAACCUCUUCUACAGCUUUGUGAAAAACAAAAAGGAAAGCGGAACGAUUGACGCAGCUGAUAAAGAGAUCUUGGCGGAGGCAGAGCGCCUGGAUGUGAAGGCCAUGGGCCCGCUCAUCCUGAGCGAACUGCUGUUCAACGAAAACAUCCGUGACCAGAUCAAGAAGUACAAACGUCACUUCCUGCGUUUCUGCCACAACAACAAGAAAGCCCAGAAGUAUCUGCUGGGAGGUUUUGAGUGUGUCGUGAAGCUGCAUCAGGUCCAGCUCCUGCCACGUGUUCCCAUCAUCCUCAAAGACUUGUACGACGCUGACCUGCUGGAGGAGGACGUGAUUUUCGCCUGGGCAGAGAAGGUUUCUAAGAAGUACGUCUCCAAGGAACUUGCCAAAGAGAUCCAUGCCAAGGCCGCUCCUUUUGUCAAAUGGCUGAAGGAGGCAGAGGAGGAGAGCGAGGGUAGCGAAGAAGAGGAGGAAGAAGAUGAUGAGAAUGUUGAGGUGGUGUACUCGUCCUCUGCCCGCGAGCUCAAAGUGGAGACUGUGAAACCAGACACGCCAGAGAAAGAAGAGGACGACAUUGACAUCGAUGCGAUCUGAGAGACUCGAGUGAUGAUGCUUUUCCUGACUUGCGGCUUUGACUCACGAUGCCCUGCACUAGCUAAAUGGCUGGCCUUUUCCCUCCUUUACUACCUGUCCCACCACCAGCCCUCUCUGCGAUCCCUUCUCCGCUUAGUGGCAUGAUUUAACAUAGCGCUUUAUCUGCUGCACAUUAACGCUGUCAUUUUGAAGUGUAUUCAGUUGAUGAAAUGGAGUUGCUUUUGGGGGUUUUAAUCACGGGUGAUUUGGGAAUUUUGUUUUGACUGCACUUUUUUUUUUUUUUUUUUCUUUUCUUUUGGUCCUUGUAUUUUUCCAGUCAAUAAAGAAUGAAUGUUUUGCUAUCCAGCACAUUUGACUGUUUCAUCUGUGAGAUUGGACCGUUUUUCUCUGGUAGGUGAUUAACAGAGAAUCUGAGGGGAAACCUCUUCCCUUAAAUGUUGUGCUGUGAAGCCAGAUGUUUUCUAUAUCAUAAAUAAAAUAACAUAAUUGUUAAAUCAUUAAAAAAAAAAAGGUGAUCAGAUUCAUCUUCAGAGCAUGAUGGUGUGUUUUUAAAAGUCUGCACUGCAGCUCUGUGAGGGAGGGAAAAUGUGCAUGUGUCCAUGUUUUGUAAUAGGAAACCAAAGUUCAAACAACACUAGAUCAACUAUCUGUAACGCCACUGGUCGUACUAAUCUAAACAUACACGUUCGCCUCAUGUUACAGAAAGAGACCUGGAAACUGACUGAGAAUUAAUUUGCAAAGUAAGGAACCCAAAUGGCAGUUUCACAUGAAACUUAGUCUAUUUUUGAGAUAAAAAGCCAGAAUGUAACUAAUGUGGUUUCUAAUCCAGUUAUACUGAGCUUUGUUUUAUACCACUCUUCCUCAUCUCACAUUGAAAUAGAAUUUAGAAUAAGGUGACAUUGGUGAUGGUGUUAUAUUUGUGACUGGUUUACUUAAAACACUGGGAAGAACAACUGUUGCUAGGCUGAAAAACCUGCAGACGGAUGCUUUGUAAAACGAAAACUCCUUCAUUACACUUAGCUUUACUGUUUAUUCAGUUUUACUGAUUUAGAGCUGCAUGUCACGGACAAACUUAUUAUAUUGCACUUUUCCAGCAGUGGAAACGGUGAACUUAUUAGCUCAAACUUAAACUGGUGUAGAAAUUCACAGCCUAGAAAUCCAAAAGGUAUAUCUACGACCUAUAAAUGUUGUAUCCUGUAUGAAACCUAUAAGACUUUGUGUAAAAAAACACAAAAAGAUACUAGCGACCUUUAAAGCUCUCAUUUAUUCGAAUUGAAUUCGAAGAAUAAAAGGAUGGUGUUGA